AUGAGCGCCUACGGGGACUCUUUCGAGGGCAGCGACACAACUUCCUCGCAGCUGUCGCCGUCGCCGCUGCAAACGACUCUCAGGAGUAAACCCGACACGGUUUGGCCUCAGUCGUCUCCCUCUGUUUCUCUCGUGCCGGUUCCGGUGCCCGUGCAGCAGGCGCAGGCGGAGCAGACGAUGCACCAGCAGCAGGGGCUGGACGACACGUUGGUGUCGUGCCCGGACGCGGCGACUUCCACUUUAACUGCGUUUAAUGCAUCAACGGAGGAUGACGGGACCACUGCUGGUGCCCCGUCUGCCCUGCUGCGCAAUGCAGCAGCACGCGUUGCUUCAAUCAACCUCUUUCCGAAGCUUGAGUUAAGCGACACCGUCAUGGACAAUGCGGCAGGGCAGGGAAUGGAAGCGAUGUCUGAUGACACGACGCAGUCCAACAUUGAGAGGAAGUUGGGUGGACUCAACGCAUCCAACACGGAAGAGUUUAAGGCACUAGCAUCAUACGUUGCAUUUGGUCCUACCCCGCCAAUGUCAAUGGAUGCCACCUCGCUCUCAGUCAACAGUACCAAAAAAAGCUCACGCGGCAGCGUUGCUAUUGGGGCGGUGGAGGAUUCUUUGCCGACCAAAACUCUAGCCUCUGCUGGGCCCGUGCUGGCUGAGGCGGAUGGCCCCUCUUCAUGGCUGGAGAGCAGUGUAUUCAGCACACUAUCGCAGCAUCUUGCCGUGGAGAAAACACAGGAAGAGGAACCCCGUCCCGCUGCACAGUUGAAGGAAGCUGUAAUGGCCGCCGCCGCUCCUCCUCCUCCUUCUGAUGUGAUGGGAGGGAAAGUUGGCGGCGCCAGUGGUGCUGCCCUCGCCAUGCUGCCGUUGCUAUCACCGCAAGCCAGCGACUCACAGACACAGUCUGCGUCCUCAGUUCCGCCCAUGUUGCUGUCGAAGGGGCCCCAAGGCCCACUGCUCAGCUCGCUUCGGUUGGAGGGUGCGCUCACCAGUCUGCCGCCCCCACUUCCGUUAAGCGACCCGCGGCAGAAUCCUAAAAUUGUGGAGCUUCGCGAGACAUCAGAGGCGGUGGAACGUUUGGUCCGCGCCUUUGCGCUUUUGCGUGGACACGUCGCUUCGUCCUCGUCUGACCCGCUUGCCGACGCAAAGGCCUCUUACACCACGAAAGACACGGAGCAGCUAUCGAGCUUUCGGCGACAGCACGGUGUGGGCGAUGCAGCAACAAUGCGGGUGCGUCAAGCAAACGGCCGGCGUCCGUACUUGCCGAGGCCGAAUCCUGUCGACGACGCGCAGGACGCGAAUAAAAAGGCGGCUCUGCAGCUGAAUGAGGCUGCGGUGGAGGACGCCAUCAUGUGCCUCGUUAUGGAGUUGAUGCAGAGGGACGCGAAGCAGCCGUUUGAGGAAAACAAAGAAAGGAGGGCCAUUCACCCAUCCUUUGAGGUUGUGGACAUGGACAACUUUAAAUCGGCAACUCCGUUAAAGCCACACAAAUCCCGUCGAUCUCUCCAGAAGGCAGUAUCUCCUUUUUCUGUUUUUGAUGGUGAAAUGCAGGCAUUUGCCCCGGGGGACGCUGAUGCCUCGGAGUCUUUGUACAACAGCGUCUUUCAGGGGCUACAAAAGUACGUGUGGUCGCAUGUGGCCGCGUCCACGCGGUCUACAAGCAGCUGCUUUCCACCUGUAAGUGCCCACUUUGCAUGGGUCCUGCAGCUUGACUUGUUAUUAGUCUGCAUGCAGACCCUUGAAACCCGCUUUGCUGGAGAGUGUGCGGGGACGAAAGGUGGCGCAGCUGUGUGGAUUCAAUACGAGGGAUCACGCGAAGCGGAGCCACUUGCACGAAACGCUGCUCACUGCUUGCCAUUUGAGGCAUUAGAUGCCAAGCAGCGCGAGAAGCCUGUGUUUAGGCUAGAGUAUUGGGUGACAAAGGAGAAGAUGUGGACCGUUGUAGAGGCACUCACAGCCUCCAUUCGUGAGGGUGUCGUUGCCCGAUCUGACGGCUACCGGGCGUUUUCCAGUGAGGACGACAUACACAUCGACCCCAACGCGCUGCUCCCGACACGGGUUCCACUUUUCUCACUAGUUGCGCCUGAGCGUUUGGGGGCAUCUGACGAGGAUGGGAGGCAUAAUGUUCGAAAGGGGACCCCACAGAAUGAGCAAGAGGAGACAAAUACAAAUUUUUUUCACAUACAUACAAAGGCACUCGAGUUGCUCGCACAUGCAGUGUCAACCACCAGCACAGAGCUCCUUGAAUCCGACAUUAAAACAGCUGGGAAACACCAAAACUAUAAACAACGCUACCAGGAUGCCACAACCGCAGUGACAGAGGCGGUAUAUGAACUUUUGGGGGACGCGGGGAUCCGUGCCGCCGUACAGCGCCGUGCCACAGUGAAGCUAACGGACUUGGCCAAGCGGCGUGAAGUAGACAACACAGUGAGUCAACAGCAAAGGGAGCGCCGUCUUAUUGAGGCUGCCGAAGAGGAAGCGGAACGGGUGGUGAAGAAGAUCCUACAGGAGAUACGAGUGGAGGAGGCCAGGGAUACAUGA
This is a messenger RNA of Trypanosoma rangeli, 2535 nucleotides long. RefSeq lists its product as uncharacterized. NCBI's taxonomy places the organism in Eukaryota, Euglenozoa, Kinetoplastea, Trypanosomatida, Trypanosomatidae. The transcript has a single exon. Bases 1 to 2535 code for a protein of 844 amino acids. The record is from RefSeq and is a predicted model, not a curated record.